Pungitius pungitius (ninespine stickleback) is the source of this 1407-nucleotide messenger RNA. It is a transcript of the gene dmrt3a, whose product is annotated as doublesex and mab-3 related transcription factor 3a. The record is from RefSeq and is a predicted model, not a curated record. Bases 1 to 1407 code for a protein of 468 amino acids. Gene Ontology annotation, cellular component: nucleus. NCBI's taxonomy places the organism in Eukaryota, Metazoa, Chordata, Actinopteri, Perciformes, Gasterosteidae. Gene Ontology annotation, biological process: regulation of transcription by RNA polymerase II; male sex differentiation. Gene Ontology annotation, molecular function: DNA-binding transcription factor activity, RNA polymerase II-specific; RNA polymerase II cis-regulatory region sequence-specific DNA binding; protein binding. The transcript is spliced from 2 exons.
AUGAACGGCUACGGGUCCCCUUACCUGUACAUGGGGGCUCCGGUGUCUCAGACCCGGGCCCCGCUGCAGAGGACCCCUAAGUGCGCGCGGUGCCGCAACCACGGCGUGCUGUCGUGGCUCAAAGGACACAAGCGCUACUGCCGCUUCAAGGACUGCACCUGCGAGAAGUGCAUCCUCAUCAUCGAGCGGCAGCGCGUCAUGGCGGCGCAGGUGGCGCUGCGCAGGCAGCAGGCCAACGAGAGUCUGGAGAGCCUCAUCCCGGAGUCGCUCAGGGUGCUGCCGGGCAUCGGCGUGGCAGCCGCCGGGGAGGGGAACCAGGGCGCCCCGCAGAGGGCGGAGGAGCUGAGGUGGAGCGGCGCGGAGCCGGCGCAGACACGCACAGGUGGGCACAGGUUCCCGGCCGAUGACGGCGCCGAGGAGGCCUCUGACAACGGGGGCAGCUCCAGCGAGAAGGAGCAGGACCCGGGCAGCUCCCCCGAGGGCUCCAAGCCGAACUCCUGCUACACCCCGGAGCUCCCGGAGACCCCCACCCAGGCGGAGGAGAGCCGCUACGGCCUCCCCGGGGCCGGCAGCGCGGAGAAGGAAGCCAAAGCCGAGAGUCCGCCCAAGUUCCCCGGCGGCCCCGCGGACCCGGGCGUGCUGAUCGAAGGCCUCUCCGGCUCCAUCAACCUGCCCUUCAGCCUGCGGGCCAACCGGCCGCCGCUGGAGGUCCUCAAGAAGAUCUUCCCCGCCCACAAGCCCCCGGUCCUGGAGCUCAUCCUCAGGGGCUGCGGGGGGGAUCUGGUGGGGGCCAUCGAGGUGCUGCUGUCCAGCCGGAGCCCCGAGCGGAGCGCCGCGCACGCGGGGCACGCGGACCCGCACCCGGACGGCCUGUUGAUGCCCGCCAACGGACACCUGUUCGAGCACACGCUGGGCUCCUACCACCCGGUGUCCACCUCCGCCAAGUGGUCGGUGGGCUCCGCUUUCCGGGUGCCCGAGUCCCUGCGGUUCUCGGCGGACUCUGGCGCGGUGUCCGGCGGCCCGCUGGCCGUCCCCCUGCAGCACCCGUCCUUCCCGCAGCCCGCGCGCUACCCGCUCAUGCUGCGCAACUCGCUGACGCGCGGCCCCGCCGGGCCCUUCGUGCACAACGACGUGACUCUGUGGAAUACCAUGGCGCUGCAGCAGCAGUACCAGCUGCGCUCCGCGGCCCAGUACGUGUCGCCGUUCUCGGCCGCGGGCCCCGCCGGCUCCGUGUUCCGCGGCUCCCCGGUCCUCCCGUCCCGAGCGGCCGAGGAGCGGCUCAUCGGCGCCGCGCAGGAGGAGAGCUGCGCGCCGCCGGGGGCCAAAGCGGGCCUCUACUCCCCCGACGAGGAGUACGAGGAGCGCUCCGACUCCGCGGACUCGCGGACCCUGAACUCGUCCUCGUGA